Messenger RNA from Diaporthe citri, 891 nucleotides. RefSeq lists its product as uncharacterized. The record is from RefSeq and is a predicted model, not a curated record. Lineage: Eukaryota; Fungi; Ascomycota; Sordariomycetes; Diaporthales; Diaporthaceae. The transcript has 4 exons. The coding region runs from base 1 to 891 and encodes 296 amino acids.
AUGGCUGCAGACAAGCCAGUCAUCCUGCUUGUACAUGGGGCGUUCUACCAACCGGUCCACUACCAGGAAGUGCUGGAUCAACUAAGAGACAGAGGGUUCACAGUGGAGGCCCCGGCGCUACCCACAACGGGGACGAAUCCCGAACUCACAUACGUGGACGACGUCGAGGUCAUCAACGAGACACUGCUACCGAUCCUAGACGCCGGUAGAGAAGUCAUCAUGGUGGCCCACAGCUCGGGGACCCUUCCUGCGAGCCACUGCAUAGAAGGCGAAUCUGUGGCCGAGAGAGCAGAGUGUGACCUGAAAGGCGGGAUCCGACAUUAUAUCAACGAAUUUCAUUAUGUCGAGGACGGCAUAAUACACCUACUCGACAGUGCUAAGCCAACCUUCUACAAUGACCUCCCCAUAGAGAAAAUCGAGAAAAUAUGGCCCACUAUGAUGAAGACGCAUAGCCAGAUGAACUGGAACAGCCGUCCAAUAUUUAUUGAUGAGGAGAUCACAGUUCCAAAGACCUAUGUCUUUUGCGAAAAUGACAUCGCCCUCCCUACGGAGUAUCAGGCCUACUUCAUAGGAGUGGGAGGCGAGACCGAGCUCAGUAAUUUGAAAUGGCAAUCUCGAAAUCAGCACGAGGUGUCAGCUACCCCGGAUUCCGUUCAACUGAAGUCAAGCACAGCCUCACAAGAUGGUGCCAUCGACGAUGUCGCUGCACCGCAGAGGGGCCCUAACGGUUGUGCAUCCGGAGCGGAGAAGAGGACGCUAGAGCCGCCUUCAUCGCCAGCCCAAUCUUUGCGGCCAUCGCGAAACACGGAGACCUUACUGGCGAUUCCCAUCUGGGCUGGUCCCCGCGAAUACGAUCUUCUCGGCCACUUCGGACGAACAGCUGCGGUCUAG